GAUGACAGCUUCGACUCGGGCGGUCACUGAGCGCUACGAGCUCAUCAAAGUUAUGUAACUGCGAACCCGACCAUUUUCGGAGACCCUCAGGUACAAUGCGAUAUACAAAAGAGUAAGGAUGGGGACUCGUGGCUGUCAACAUCUCCCCUGUGCGACGCAGACAAGAGUGCGGAUGCAUGGUACACAGCAUUGAUGCCGUGCAUCCGUAUAUCAGAAUCCAGCAUGAGGCUGGAGAUUCAGUACCGCGCCCUUUAUCACUCAGUGAACACUACAGCUCUCCAUACCUCCACUCGAAAUCGCACCGCAAGCCAUGCCCGGACCCAUCAGUCUGUCGGAAGACCCGUUGCGUGGAGAACAGCCAUCGCGCUCGGAGGGAGCAUCGCAGCCGGAGGGGACGUCACACCAAGAGGGGACAUCGCUCCCGGAACGCUCAGCGCGGCACCCACGUACAGAGCGAACGUCGCGUUCCGGGCGAGAGCGAGCACCACGCUCACACGGAGCAUCGCGUCCCAAACGAGCGCCGCGCCCACAGCGGACCAGCUCAACCGCUCUGCUCGAAAGAGAGCUUGACGCCCUUGAAGGGCGCACUACCGACGAGCCAACGUCGCGCCUCGAGAAGAUCGGCCUCCUCUUCUCCAGCUACUUCUUCACCUGCCUUUUCUUCGCCGGUGUCUGCGCCGUAUACGCCGGCAUUUCCACCUACGCGGCGUGGUACUUCCUUCAGACCAACGAACCCUACACCAGCAACUUCAACAUCGUCUACGCCGGCCCGCCCGGCGCGGCGGUCCUCUCCUGGGCGUUCUCCACGACGAUGUGGGUGUACCACAAGCUGGAGGCAUUGUACGAGAAGAAGCACGGGAUAUACGAGCCCCCGAAGGAGAUCCCGGAGUGGUGGACGUGGCAGCGCGAGACGUACGUUCCCCCGCCGCCGAAACUCGCUCGCCGCUAUGCGGGCUACGCCACUGCGGCGGGCACGAUCUCGGGGCUCCUCGUGGGCGGUCUGCUUGGACCUUUGCUGGGGGCGACGAUGCGGCGGACGACGCUGACCAGCGCGAUGAAUGCGUCGGCGGAGUUGUGGUGCGGUGCUGUCGGUACAGGCAUUGUCAUUGGUGGUAUACUAUUUGCCCUGUCCGGUACGUAUGGGAUCUGGAUGUGGUACGGGGGCAAGGAGGGUGAAUGUUGAAGGGUUUUUCCGAUUUUCUACUCACGAUGGACAUCAUGGACUGUUUUGUAUCGGGAAGAGUAGAUUGACUACGGCGCAUGUAUAGAACUGGCGCGCCUCUAUGACAGCUUAUCGAAACUCUUGCGUUUUAACAUGCACGUCAAGACGUAUGCGGUCACAUUCAUCCUUGCAACAUCGAACAACCUCUGAC
Molecule: messenger RNA, 1373 nt
Organism: Fomitopsis serialis
Lineage: Eukaryota; Fungi; Basidiomycota; Agaricomycetes; Polyporales; Fomitopsidaceae
Exons: 5
Coding region: 311-1183 (290 amino acids)
Source: RefSeq, a predicted model, not a curated record